GGUGCCUUUUGGCGGUCUUUUUAUGCAGAGGUGUUGGCCCCUUUGGUCCAGAUAUGGUCCGCAAGUAUACUAGUGCUAGAUUUGGUUCAUCUUCAACUGGCCAAGUUUUGAAUGAAGAGGAGUCCAAAUUACUGUUAGAAUAUGUGUACCACACAUUGACGGCCAAAGCCAGUGGAGAGCUGUGUUUAAAAUAUAUAUUUGCAUUUGGAGCAUUUACUCGGGUGCCUCUUUUAGAAAGUGCAUCUGAAUGGAAAGUCCCAACGACAUUUAUAUAUGGCUACGAAGAUUGGAUGUCUUACGAAGGGGCCCAAGAUGCUCGCAAGCAUAUGAAGGUCCCUUGUGAAAUUAUAAGGGUCCCUUAGGUUUCUCUCUCUCUCUCUUCCCCCCUAAAUUUGUCAAACUGUGCCUUUUCAGUUUCAUAAAAGAUCUGUUAUAUUAUAUGUUUUUAGAUUUUCUUAGCUAGUUUUUGAAGGUUGAGUUUUUGUGGGCUUGCUUUACAUUAACUUGGCUUUUUGCUCUCUUUCUUUUCUCUCUCUCUCUCUCUCUCUCUCUCUCACACACACACACACACACACACACACACACACACACACACAUUUGUUUUCUAAAUAACACAAAGGACCCAGGGCAAAAGCCAUUCAUUCAGCUUUACAAUUGGCCAAGGAUCCAUUAUUAAAGGUAAAAUUUAUUAUCGUAUAAUGCCGUAUCUAUUUAAAUUAUGUAUUCGACUUGUGUGUGAUGUAGAUGCAUGCAUCUUCAAUUGUAGGCCCUUUUAUUUUCCCUUUUUAUUUUAUUUUAUUUUUUAACAACAUUUUGUAUAUUUUAACCAUAUGAUAGCAUUGGAUUCUCAAUUUAGAAAUGUUUUUCGGUACGAAGUUGGAGGACUUGAUUUAACAUUUAAAAAUGCAUUAUUCCAAUGCAUCAGAAAACUUUUGAGAUUGAAUUGUUUGUCUUGAUAAAUUGCCCUAACAAUCCCAUUCAUUACUCUCUCUGUCUCUCUCUUUCUCUCUAAUAUGACUUGUAUCAAUUAUAGAAACAUUUUUCACUGUAUGAUGGACAUGUUAUCAAGAUCAUAGUUAUAAAUCCUGUUUUUGACUGGCCAAAAUGGCUCAGUAUGCACCAAGGUUGCUAUUCGUUCUUUCAUGAUGUUGCACCCAAGGUUUAUUCAUCCAAAUACAGGUGCUGCUUCAAAUGCCGCUGCACCGUCACAGGCUUCAAGAGCUGCAGUGGUGCCAAAUGCAAGCACUUAACCAACAGCUGCCUCAGUAGUUCCAGUUUUUGAUUUCUAUAGUGGGCUCCCAAGGAAACCAUCUCUCUCAAGAGUUAGGGAAUUUGAAAUUUGACAACAAAAAAUAGAUGCUCUCAUGAGACCUAUGAACCAAUUUUUGUACAAAGUUCAAGUUCUGUUAGUAGAUUUUAUUUUUUUAUUUUUUUCUUUAUUGUUGAACUAUGGCUUUUGAUAUAUCUUGCACAAGACCUUGAGCUCUACAAAGAACUCCUUGGACUUGUUAGAUCUCACCUU
Camellia sinensis is the source of this 1522-nucleotide messenger RNA. NCBI's taxonomy places the organism in Eukaryota, Viridiplantae, Streptophyta, Magnoliopsida, Ericales, Theaceae. The record is from RefSeq and is a predicted model, not a curated record.